CCCCUCUCCGAUGGAGUUAGUUCCAGUUACCACCGGCAGGUGUCAUUCAAGUGUUCGACCUCUGCUCUCGGUGCUCGCACCCUCGCCUUUACGUCGCAACAGGAGGUGCCGGGCGUCGAAGAUCGCUUGCGAGGGCGUCGGGCAGGGCUCGAGGUGCGUCGGCGGGCGAAGGGCGCGUCGAAUCAUCGGCCGAGUCGGCUCAGGGACGGCGCAUUCGUCGCGCAGGGCAGCUAUGCUUGGUCUUCGGAGAUGCCUGCAAGGGGGCGUGAGGGGCGGAGGGGGCGUGGCCGCAGCUGAGCGGGGCCUUCUUUUGGGGGGCCCGAGCAGAAACAGGCGGGCCGUCGAGCGGAAGACUACUUGUUGGAGCAGCAGCGUGUCCGCAAUGUCCACGAUGGCGUCCGGAGACUGCAAAUGCCUGACCCUGGACAACAUGAACCCGUGCAUCAAGACGAUGGAGUACGCGGUUCGUGGCCCGCUCGUCAUCAGGGCCACCGAGAUCGAGCGAGAGUUGCAACAGGGUGUGAAGAAGCCCUUCACCGAGGUCAUCAAGGCCAACAUCGGCGACUGCCACGCCAUGGGCCAGGUUCCGAUCACCUUCAUCCGGCAAGUGCUGGCCCUGGUCGCCUACCCUCCCCUGCUCGAGUCGCCGCAGUUCCCUGAGGACGCCAAAGAGCGGGCCCGGACGAUUCUGGCCGGCUGUCGAGGCAGCAGCGUCGGCUCGUACACGGACUCGCCAGGCAUCGAGGUCAUCAGGCAGCACGUGGCCAGGUACAUUGAGCGCCGCGACGGAGGAAUUCCCUGCGACUGGAACAACAUCACCCUCUGUGCCGGAGCCUCCGACGGAAUCAAGGCUGUGAUGAAGUUGUUGGUGAAAGAGGAGGGUGGCAAGAAGCCAGGCGUGAUGAUUCCCAUCCCCCAAUACCCGUUGUACUCGGCCACCAUCGCAGAGUUCGACAUGCACCAGGUCGGCUACUACUUGAACGAGUCCAACGCGUGGGCUUUGGACAUUCCAGAGCUGCAAAGAGCCUACGAAGAGUCCAAGAAAUGCUGCAAUCCCAAAGCAAUCGUCAUCAUCAAUCCGGGAAAUCCAACGGGCCAAGUUUUGUCCAGGCAAAACAUCGAGGACGUCAUCAAGUUUGCUUACAAGGAGAAGCUCUUCAUUUUUGCUGAUGAGGUGUACCAAGACAAUGUCUACGCCGAAGGCAGCAAGUUCUACUCAUUCAAAAAGGUGCUCACGGAACUCGGCAAGCCGUACAGUGAGAUGGAGUUGGCCUCUUUCAUGUCCUGUUCCAAGGGCUACAUGGGCGAGUGUGGCCUCAGAGGAGGCUACUCUGAGGUCAUCAACCUCGACCCUGACGUCCGUGCAAUGCUUUUGAAGAGCAUUUCCGCCAUGCUUUGUCCCACAGUUCUUGGCCAGGCCACGAUGGACUGUGUCGUGAACCCACCACAGCCCGGCGAGCCUUCGUACGAAAAGUUCCAGCAGGAGAAAAAGGCAGUGCUGGAUUCACUGGCCCUUCGCGCCAAAAUGGUCGCCGAUACUUUCAACAGCAUCGACGGAAUUCAGAGCAAUCCAGUACAAGGAGCCAUGUAUGCCUUUCCCAAAAUCACCAUCCCCGAAAAGGCGGUUGCGAAGGCUAAAGAGCUGGGACAGGCGCCUGAUGCUUUCUACGCUUUCCAACUGCUCGAAAACACCGGCAUUUGCAUCGUUCCGGGAUCAGGAUUUGGUCAAAUUCCAGGAACAUAUCACUUCAGGACAACAAUUCUGCCUAUGCCCGAAAAACUCAAGUUCAUGUUGGAGAAAUUCAAGGAAUUCCACCUGAACUUUGUCAAGCAGUACUCUUAGGCCCCUCCCUCUGUAAGUGUCGUCCUUUCUUUGUAUAUUUUUACAUCAUUCCUCGGAUAAUUUUAAAAUGGGAACAUCACUUUGUAAAAAGCAAAAUUAGAAUUUAAAAUUAAGAAGAAUUUAAAUACACUCUGAGGUUGGAGCUGGCCACUUUUCACAUAUUAUAUUUUGUGCGUAGUCUACUUUAGACAUGUUCGGAUUAACACAAGUUUAAAUGAGUGCUCAAGCUUACAUGUUCAUAAUUCAAUAAUUUUACCAGUGCAACUCGAGUAUUAUUAAAAUUUUACAUAAUUAAUUGGAACAAAUAUUUUAAAGUGUGCCAUAGCUUUGUACUAAAUUUUUAUUACUUGCGUUGACAGUUGCACUUGUUUUUACUUCACAGAACUAAAAAUUAUAUACAUACAUGUGAUUUUUCAUGCUGAACAACAAAUAUUUGUGUUAGCGGUGUAGUUUAUUCGUAAGGAUUUAUUAAAGACACAAUUUUGCUAAUGUUAAA
Neocloeon triangulifer is the source of this 2339-nucleotide messenger RNA. Its product is annotated as alanine aminotransferase 1. Bases 11 to 1843 code for a protein of 610 amino acids. Gene Ontology annotation, biological process: biosynthetic process. The record is from RefSeq and is a predicted model, not a curated record. The transcript is spliced from 8 exons. NCBI's taxonomy places the organism in Eukaryota, Metazoa, Arthropoda, Insecta, Ephemeroptera, Baetidae. Gene Ontology annotation, molecular function: L-alanine:2-oxoglutarate transaminase activity; pyridoxal phosphate binding.